AUGUCUGCCCAGAACGAGAGCCGAUACGACCCUUACAUCCCCGCUGGCAACUCCAGCUCCAACCCCUCGGGCGGCGAUGCCAACUUUAGCAACUCGAAGACGGCUCGGAUCCACUCCGAGAUUGACAACACCAUCUCCAUUAUGCGCGACAAUAUCAACAAGGUCAAUGAGCGCGGAGAGAACCUAAACAGCCUGCAGGACAAGACGGACAACCUCGCCGUCUCGGCGCAAGGAUUCCGACGCGGCGCCAACCGAGUGAGGAAGCAGAUGUGGUGGAAGGACAUGAAGAUGCGAAUCAUCAUCAUCGUCGGCAUCAUCAUCCUGCUUUGCGUCAUCAUCAUCCCCAUCGUCGUCAAGACGACUUGA
This is a messenger RNA of Pseudozyma flocculosa PF-1, 366 nucleotides long. RefSeq lists its product as uncharacterized. The transcript has 6 exons. Gene Ontology annotation, molecular function: syntaxin binding; SNAP receptor activity. NCBI's taxonomy places the organism in Eukaryota, Fungi, Basidiomycota, Ustilaginomycetes, Ustilaginales, Ustilaginaceae. The coding region runs from base 1 to 366 and encodes 121 amino acids. The record is from RefSeq and is a predicted model, not a curated record. Gene Ontology annotation, cellular component: plasma membrane; SNARE complex. Gene Ontology annotation, biological process: vesicle fusion; vesicle-mediated transport.